Messenger RNA from Scheffersomyces stipitis CBS 6054, 903 nucleotides. RefSeq names its product acylglycerol lipase. Gene Ontology annotation, cellular component: membrane. The transcript has a single exon. The coding region runs from base 1 to 903 and encodes 300 amino acids. Gene Ontology annotation, molecular function: lipase activity. The record is from RefSeq and is a predicted model, not a curated record. NCBI's taxonomy places the organism in Eukaryota, Fungi, Ascomycota, Pichiomycetes, Serinales, Debaryomycetaceae.
AUGGCCGUAGAGAUUCCAUACAAACCUGUCAACAAGGUUGUUGUAGACUUUGUUGAUUACAACGGCGCCAAGUUCAGAACAGCCUCGUGGUCGGUUCCUGAAGGUUCGACGAGAAAGGGGAAAAUCAUCUUUGUUCACGGCUUCGCAGAGCUGCACGAAAUCUACACCGAAUUCUUUGACAAUUUGACCAGCAAGGGUUACGACGUUUUUAUCUUUGAGCAACGUGGAGCUGGGGAAACAUCUCCGGGUAAAUUGGUAGGAAAGACUGACGAUUUCCACACUUUCAACGAUUUGGACUUUUUCAUCAAACGUAACUACGAUGCCAGAACGGACGAAUCUGAAAAGUUCUUCUUAGGUGGUCAUUCCAUGGGUGGAGGCAUCUCGCUUAACUACGCCAUUCGUGGGAAAUACAAGGACUACAUCAAGGGUAUCUUCGUUAGCGGUCCAUUGAUCAAGUUGCAUCCAGACUCGGAGCCCAAUGUGGUAGUCAGAUCGUUAUCCCCUGUGAUCAACUUUUUGGUUCCAUUUUUGAAGAUAGACUCAAAGUUGAACUACGACUACAUUACCUCUAACGACAGGUGGAAAAACUACAUCAUUCAGCACGACAAGAAGUUGAUAGGCACUGUUAGACAAUUCAACGAUAUGUUUGUUAGAGGCGAAGACUUGCUAAAGAAGGACUUCGUUUCCAAGUUCAGCCCUGAAAUUGCGCUUUUGGUACUCCACGGUACUGAAGACCACAUUAACUACAUCAAGGGUACAGAUGAAUUUGUCAAACUCUUGCCUUCUGCCAUCGAGAAGCAGUUCUAUCCUAUCGAAGGAGCCAGACACUCUCUUUUCAUUGAAAGAGAGGAGCUUUACGAAGAUAUCUUGGCCAAGGUGUUGGCUUUCUUGGACAGCCAUUGA